This is a messenger RNA of Botrytis byssoidea, 3132 nucleotides long. RefSeq lists its product as uncharacterized. Bases 754 to 2388 code for a protein of 544 amino acids. The record is from RefSeq and is a predicted model, not a curated record. Gene Ontology annotation, biological process: transmembrane transport. Gene Ontology annotation, molecular function: transmembrane transporter activity. The transcript is spliced from 3 exons. NCBI's taxonomy places the organism in Eukaryota, Fungi, Ascomycota, Leotiomycetes, Helotiales, Sclerotiniaceae.
CUCGGAGUGUAUUUCAAAGUUACAUAAUACUAUUUGAAGUGACGGGUUAAUGAUUGGUCAAGAAGUCAAAGUUUAAUGAACCAUGGUAUGAUCAAUGAUUGAAGUGAAUUUUUAUCCUAGAUGUCCACGAGUUCCAGAGUAUGGUGGGCGAUGGGUGAGAUCGAUGUUGAGGGUGAGGAUGCGGCUCCUUCCGUUGGAAAGCAGUUUCCUGAUUGGUCAUUACGGAGAGGAAGAAUACAAAACAGUGGUAGAAAUAUUAUCGUCCCUUCUCGAUUUGAUAUCGGGACGGAACAUUCAAGAAAAACCAAAACUACCCGAGGAUCCGAGAGUAGUUUUCGGUAUCUUGACGGAUGGUUGGGUGGUAUUCCGUUAUUGAAUUGAAUGCUUAUCAAUUCUCUCUUCACUCCCAUCAUAUUACAAUACUGUGCUGCGCGUACUUCUUCUAUAUCAAACCCCUUCGCGUUCGCGUUCACCUUCAACUUCAAAAUAUUAAUUUUGGUCAAAUUGAUUCCAAUCAAUUUGAACAUAGAAAUAAAAUCACCUUCUCCUCUCUGCUUUCUACCCCUCUUCUUCCUUCCCACUUUACAAUCUCCAAACCUUCAACCGUCAAACCUUCAACUCUCAAAAUUGAACCUUUUGAGUUUGAGUUCGAUCUUUAUUUAGAUCGCCAAUACAAGCACCCUGUCUAAUACCUUCUUUCUCCGAAUAAUCCUCGAGUCAUUCGAAAAGGAUCACAAUAGUCAAGUCUUCAUCAUGACAGACCAUUCACAACAACAGUCCGCCAUUUCCAAUUCCUCCUACUAUAGCACGGCAACUAUGAAGCCAGUUCCUGCACCUCCAUCAGUUUCCAGUGCUCCACCAGGAUGGCUCUACAAACGUAUCCGCAUUGGUAAAUAUCGUCUUCCUUAUUACGCGUCGCCACAAAUUCAACUGGUCUUGGUCGCACUUGUAUGCUUCCUCUGUGUUGGCAUGUAUAAUGCGCUCAGUGGUCUUGGUGGUGGUGGUCAAAUUUCUGCAAAGCCAGCAGAUAAUGCGAAUUCAGCUCUCUAUUCCACCUUCUCGGUCGUGGGUUUCUUCGCAGGUACCUUCGCAAAUCGUCUCGGAAUUAGACUCACUUUAAGUUUGGGUGGAUUGGGCUAUUGCGUCUAUGCUUCAAGCUAUCUCUGCUAUAGUCAUACUCAAAACACGGGCUAUGUUAUCUUCGCAGGUGCAUUACUUGGUGUUUGCGCUGGUCUCCUCUGGACAGCACAAGGUGCCAUUAUGAUGUCUUACCCGCCGGAAGAAUCAAAAGGAAAAUACAUCUCAUGGUUCUGGUCAAUCUUCAAUCUUGGAGGUGUCUUUGGUGCUUUGAUUCCUCUUGCCUUGAACAUCAACGACACAUCAAAUCAUGUUGUUAGCGACGGUACAUAUAUCGGUUUCAUCAUUCUGAUGUUUAUUGGAGCACUCAGCGCGUUAUGUCUAUGUGAUGCGCAUAAAGUUCGACGUGCCGAUGGAUCUCAUGUCAUUCUCAUGAAAAAUCCAACUUGGAACACAGAAAUCUGGGGACUCUGGUAUACACUUAGGAAUAACGUCUAUGUCUUCCUCCUGUUUCCAAUGUUCUUCGCCUCCAAUUGGUUUUACACAUAUCAAUUCAAUGGAGUCAACGGCGCACACUUCAAUACACGAACUCGAGCCCUCAACAAUAUCUUGUACUGGUUCGCACAAAUUAUUGGUGCUUUCUUAUCCGGUUACGCCUUAGAUAUUCAAAGAUUCAAGAGAACCGCCAGAGCAAGAGCUGGCUUGAUUGUAUUGAUCGUCCUGACUGCCGCUAUUUGGGGUGCAGGUUAUGGUUUUCAAUCUAGUGUUCCUGAUCGUGAUGUCACUGGUAAAAUCGAUUACGAAGGCAAGAUCGAUUGGACAAGUGAAGGUUACGCUGAAGGAUUGGUGUUGUAUAUUGCCUAUGGAUUCUAUGAUGCUGUCUGGCAAUUAUCUGUCUACUGGUUCAUGGGUGCACUUUCCAAUUCCGGUAGAAAAACAGCAAAUUUUGCUGGUUUCUAUAAGGGCAUCCAAUCUGCUGGUGCUGCCAUCGCUUGGCGCAUCGACGCAAUGGAGUAUCCAUACCUUACUCAAUUCGCCAUUACAUGGAGUCUUCUUGCUGGUUCCCUUGUUGUCGCAGCACCUGUUAUCUUCUUGAAUAUCAAAGAAGCUACAUCAAUUGAUGACGAUAUUCUUGAUACUGAUCUUAACUAUGCGGAUAUUAUCCCUCAAGCUAUUCUUCUUGAUGAAGAUAAGAAUUAUCAUGGUGGUCACAGCAGUUCAACAGACACACGUCGUCCGUUUAAUUCCACUAGGGAUGAUAUGGAACUUCCUCACCUUCGACAUGAGAAGAAUUCCGAAGAUAUGGUUUAAAUCGGUCAAAAGAUCCAAGAGUAGGUUAUUACAGUUAGCAAGGUCUAUCCUCCCUUGGACUUGACUGGUUUAUCUUUUAUUUAAGAUGUCAAUGUUUAUUUGCUAAUGGAAGGAUGGAGAGAUUGAGGGGAAGGUUUCAUUUUCGUUUAUUUUUUCUCGUCACAACACUUUUUACAAACGACUGAUUGUGAACGAGUACCGAGUAUAUGCUUGAGAUAAUUUUUUCGAUUUCGAUUUCAACGGGGACGUUUCUCGUUUUUCUGAUAUUUUACAACGCAACAAAACGACAUACGGUUCAGCGGUUCGGAAAUUUGCUUUUUUCAUGUUUAUGGUUGUGGUAAAUGGAUGUGAGAUGCGAGUUCUUAAAAAAAGCAAAUUGCGAAUGAAGGAUCAAUGUUAUAUCAGAAUCAAUAGUUGAGAUUUUACGAUUGAAGAAUGGAGUGUACGAAUGGAGUGGUGGUUUUAUGGCAUGGCUAGGAUUCAAAGCAUAUACUUGUGGUAAUGAUUCUUCGGAUGAAUUCAAACUUGACGUGGAUACUUUAUACAUUUAACUUUAGAGGUACCACGGAUGGAUUUGAUUGAAAUCCAUGAGUUUCGAACUUCUUUUAGAUACUUGAUGAUUGAUGCUUGUUGCUUCAAAUGAGAUGUUUAUUAGCGCAUUGGAUUGUUGUAAAUUGAGCAGAUACUCUAGGUGAUAGUGAUAGUGGAGAAAUAAUUAAUUUAUGCGUGGUUCUUAUUACAUUG